This is a messenger RNA of Pecten maximus, 573 nucleotides long. RefSeq names its product fucolectin-1-like. The record is from RefSeq and is a predicted model, not a curated record. Lineage: Eukaryota; Metazoa; Mollusca; Bivalvia; Pectinida; Pectinidae. The transcript is spliced from 3 exons. The annotation marks the transcript as partial.
UAUCCAGGGAUGAAUGCAAUUUGGCUAACAUAGCAUUAAAUAAGCCGACAUCACAAUCGUCCUCACAAGCGGGAGGAGUCGCAGGAAGGGCUGUAGACGGGAAUCUCAAUCCGGACUACGGAGCCUGGUCCUGUUCCCACACGUUUUAUACAGACAACAAACCGUGGUGGCAGGUGGACUUGGGGGAUAUCUACAGCAUCAACUAUGUUUCCGUUCAGAAUAGAUUAACCAAUGCUGAUCGACUUAAAGAUUUCACAGUAGAAAUAUCAGAGACUAACGACAUUUGGCCAAAUGGUAAUCUUAAAAACAGCAAGCUUUGCUACAAUUACACCGAAGCUCACGUGCCUUCAGCUGAACUAAAGACUCUGGCUUGCCCAAAUGACACUGUCGGCCGCUACCUCAGGAUCAUUAAGUCCUCCAGUACGUUGACCCUAUGUGAAGUCAUCGUAGAAGGUAAACCGGUUUCUUGUCUCGACACUACCUGUCAUAAGAUGCCAACGAUAAGACAACGUGACGACCAGUCUGUGACAGAAAUCGUACAGGAGUUGAAAAAUCUGAUGUCCGGAACCGGAA